This is a messenger RNA of Centropristis striata (black sea bass), 3096 nucleotides long. Its product is annotated as disintegrin and metalloproteinase domain-containing protein 10. Gene Ontology annotation, biological process: membrane protein ectodomain proteolysis; Notch signaling pathway. Gene Ontology annotation, cellular component: plasma membrane. The record is from RefSeq and is a predicted model, not a curated record. NCBI's taxonomy places the organism in Eukaryota, Metazoa, Chordata, Actinopteri, Perciformes, Serranidae. Gene Ontology annotation, molecular function: metalloendopeptidase activity. Bases 1 to 2094 code for a protein of 697 amino acids. The transcript has 16 exons.
AUGGGCCUGGCCUCCAGCUCCAGAGUCAGAGAGGAAAGCCCUCCCACAGGAAACCAGCACUCCACUCCACAUGGCCUUUUAAGUGGGGUACACCCAUUUAUUAAGGGUUUAGGUGUUGUUAGUGGCAUCAGUCCGUAUAUAAAGUAUUAUGAAGGCUUGUCGUACGACAGGGAGGAUCUUCACAAGAAACAUUUACGAGCCAAGAGAGCCUCACACCCUCAGGAAUAUACACUGCAGUUGGACCUUAAUGCUUUCCACAGAACUUUCCACCUGCAUUUGAGACGCAACACUGCCGCAUUUUCAGAAAAUUUCUUGGUGGUCAGUGAAAAUGGUUCCGCACUGGUUGAUCUCUCCCACAUAUAUUCGGGAACACUCGAGGGUGAACAUGGUUCAGCGUGCCAUGGCUCAGUGUCUCAGGGUCAGUUUGAGGGAACCAUCCAUACAGACAAUGGGACCUAUCACAUAGAGCCAAUACAAAGAUACACCAGCAGUCCAACAGAUCACCACUCUAUAAUCUACCAUGAGGAUGACAUGGUCCUACCAUCCAUGAGAACCGGCCCUGAUGGAUUCUGUGGUGCAGAACAUCUAAACUCCCUCGCCCAAACCCUCAGACCCAAUGAGGAGGCGCCAGCGAGCCGUACGAGGAGAACAGUGGAUGAGUCAAAGACCACCUGCCUGCUCCACAUCCACGCUGACCACUACUACUACAAGAAGUUCAAGUCCGUCGAGGCCGUCGUGGCUCAGGUUGCAUCCUACAUGCGAGCUGUGAAUGACAUCUACGACAAAGUGGACUUCGAUGGAAUCAAGCUGAUCAACUUCAAAGUGAAAUCCCUCUAUUUGACGACAGAGGAGGAUAAAAAGGAUCCUCUGUACCCUCUGUUCAUCGGGCCUGAGAAACUGUUGAGUUUGUACUCGGAGUCCAACUGGGGCAACUACUGUCUGUCCUACCUGCUCACCAACAGAGACUACAGCGGAGUGCUGGGGCUCGCCUGGGAGGGCAAGGCGGGUAACUGGGGUGGAAUAUGUUCCAAGCAGACCACCCUGCGUAACGGCGGGACCUCCACCCUGAACACGGGUCUGGUCACAAUUCAGAACUACGGACAGUUCCUGCCGCCUCGACACGUCCAGCUGACCUUCGCUCAUGAGCUCGGACACAGCCUGGGCGCUCCGCACGAUGAGGGCUCAAACUGCGGAAAGCUCGGCUCCAGCGGCGGUAAAGGCAGGUACCUGAUGUUCCCUCAUGCCACAGACGAGGUGCGUGAAAACAACGAUAAGUUCUCGCCCUGCAGCAUCGAACACAUCAGCAAGACCCUGAAGCUGAAGAAGGACGACUGCUUUGUGGUCAGUGAUCAGCCCAUCUGUGGAAACCAGAUUGUCGAGGAAGGAGAGGAGUGUGAUGUCGGCCACAACGACUCAGACCUCUGCUGCUACAGCGCCAAACAGCCUGUGGGAGUCCAGUGUCACCUCAAGCCUGGUAAAGUCUGCAGUCCGAGUCAGGGCCUGUGCUGUGGUCAGGACUGUGGGUUCAAGCCCGCGGGUCUGACCUGCGAUGAGGAGACCGACUGUCUGAAGGAGGGUGUGUGUUCAGGCCUCUCACCCGUCUGCCCCGAGCCGAGUGUCAAGGAAAACCUCACAGUCUGCAGUCAGGGCACGCGUGUCUGCAUGAACGGGGUCUGUGCUGAGUCUGUGUGUGUGAAACACAGCCUGCAACAGUGUGACUGUCCAGGAGGCUCCAUGAAGGAAAAAUGCCACAUGUGCUGCCAGCAGCCCGAUAAGCCUGAGACGUGUGCGAGCACCACCUCUUCCGUGUUGUCCCGUCACUUCCAGAGCAAGGCGCUGGCAUUGGCCGCCGGCUCUCCGUGCUCAGGGAACCAGGGUUACUGCGACAAAUUCCACGUGUGUCGUCUGCUGGAUGCAGAUGGCCCCAUCGCAAGACUGAAAAACUCCUUCCUCAAUUUGGACGACUUUGGUGACAUAGCAGAGUGGAUGAAGGCUCACUGGUGGGCCAUCCUGCUGGCUAUCCUGACUCUGUCUGCAGUGAUGGGCUGCACCGUCUGUCUCUGCGGACAAAAACUGGACACCUCUGACUUUUGAUCCAUGUCUCCUCUGGGAAUACGAGUACUUUUUAUGACGAUGCACAAAUUCGUUUGAACUCAUUAAUCUAAAAUAUGUCAGGGUCACUUUGAAGAGAUUCAACUUUGCUCCAGAAGCAGCUUGUGAUCUGCAGGUGAGGACACUUCCACCUGCUCCAUGCCUCUCACACUGUUUUGACAGCGGAUAUCUUUGUACGUCAUGUUGCAGCUGCCCUUUUCCUUUCCUUGUGUCACUUGUCUGUCUGAGUUUUCUGAUGCAUGUGUUGUGGAAAACAUCGCUGUUGAUGCCAACUGCGGGUUAGUCAACCCCCAUGUGAGUCCACGGUGCAUCAAACACCUACAGCGAUUUAAAGCCACCUGUCCCUGCAAAGACUGAGGGGACUCUCACUGUUGUGUUUGAACUGGAGCGCUUUGAUGACCAUCCAGCUUUACAUCACAUUGAGACUUUGUAUUUUGGACAUAUGAAUGUAUGGGAAACACUGGACAUUUGCAGGGAUUUACAAUCAUUCGUCAGAUUGCUGUCAUUUUCUUGCCAUUAGGCAGUUCUCUUACAUCAGGAAAGCAUAAAGAGUCUGCAACCUUGUAUUACUUUUUCCUGGUCACAUAGUUUAGUUCAUGUUGACACUGAGAAUCCUUAGCUUGCAUCUUCUUAAAGCUAUGUUGGGGUGUGUAAUACGAAAAUAAUACGACUUCUCACAUGAUUAAUUACCUCAGUAAAAUUGCUUGUGCCAAGAAUAUGGUCUCAAUUGCUAGUUUCAAGUCUUGUUCAAUACAAUAUGAUGGACAUUUUGUAAAUAAUGGUCCCAUUUAUGGGCAACAUGGAGCUUCAGUGGUUAGCACUCUUGCCUCACAGCAAGAGGGUCACCGGUUCAGCUCCGGCUCUUCUGUGUGGAGUUUGUAUCUUCUCCCCGUGUCAGCGUGGGUUCUCUCUGGGUCCUCUGGCUUCCUCCCACAGUCCAAAAACAUGCAGCUUAGGUUUAUAGGUGACUCUGAAUUGCCCGUC